Molecule: messenger RNA, 19872 nt
Organism: Bombus pyrosoma
Lineage: Eukaryota; Metazoa; Arthropoda; Insecta; Hymenoptera; Apidae
Gene: zfh2
Product: zinc finger homeobox protein 4-like
Exons: 10
Coding region: 2459-12391 (3310 amino acids)
Biological process (GO): regulation of transcription by RNA polymerase II
Cellular component (GO): nucleus
Molecular function (GO): zinc ion binding; RNA polymerase II cis-regulatory region sequence-specific DNA binding; DNA-binding transcription factor activity, RNA polymerase II-specific
Source: RefSeq, a predicted model, not a curated record
ACGCUCGAUGCGAAGCAGCGCGUGCUUUCACGCGCGGAAAGCAGGAAGCGGUGUGUGUACCAGGACACGACACGGUUGGUCCUGGACCCGGUGGUGUCCACGCGGUCCUGCCGGCUUUCGAGGUAUCGUCGCGUCGACAGGACUGGACAGCCGUGGAUCGUGCAUGGCCCCGUGGACCAGGAAACAACGCUGCUGGUAGUAGUCGUCUACAGAGAGGAACGAACACGUCCGAAAAGUAGUCGCGGACCGUACAUCGUCGACCACGCGGCACACGUGAGCGGAACGAAGACGAACCGCUACCGAGCGCGACCGAACGCCAACGAGUCGCCACGAUCGUCUCUCUCGGGGUAUCCUGGCUCACCGCUGAUUGGCCGAAACCUCGAGGAAGUGGUCACCGUCGACGAGGGCUCGGACCACAUCGCCACGUGAGUUCAGCGCCGUAUCGCGAACCAGGUUAUCGCGCGCGCCUUUUCACCCGAUCCUGCAGCUGCAUUUUGCCGAGCACCCACCAACGUCAGCUUUCCGAGUUCAGACAACAGGAUCGCUUCGAACGAUCGCUUCGAGUCGACUUUGCCGCGGUGUUCACGAAUCGACAUCGCGCACGACGAUUACCUACGCAAUUGUUUCUCCUUCUAACAUCGCGAAUUAGUGGUCUUCGCUGACCACAAUCGGGAGUAUCGUAUGUCUAUGAAAAUCAAAUGACGAUGUUGUCCCGGUUGAUCGGACGGUGUUUAAACGAAACUCGUAGAAAUCGAGUGACAAGUGAAUAGAACGAGACACUGGAUCGUUUCGAAUGCACUGGCUGUAGAACAGGCGUACGACGAGAUCCUUAAAAACCGGAACGUCAACCAUAAUACCAGGUCUGCUCGGCCCUGAACCGGAAUCGAUCUACGUCAUCGUAGUCAUCACGUGGUGAUCCUGACCUAGGCCAAUGUCUUUACCCCAUAUGACGUUGCGCCUUUCAGUCGGUGUCAUCUAGACACGCAGAUCCUACUUCCCUUCUAAAUAUAAAAGCAUGCUCGACUCGUGGGCGAAAGUCUUCGAGCAUGGAAACGACGAAUAAUCCGCGGAGCCCCGUUGACGAGCGGCAAGGGUCAUCGGACCAAUCUCCGAUUUCAUCUUUUUCGCGAAGUUGAAUCAUACGCGUCGAAUUUAACGUCGUAAUUCGUGACGUACUACUGUCUUCUAUCGACACAAAGGAGAAAGUUGGUGUCUUCGAGUGUUAUAAAUAGAAGUGAACAGUGAAUAAAACUUGCCGGUCAAGGAAAAUCUCUUUUCCCUCGAAUCUUUGGCCGUUGAUCGCUCAAGAUUUCUGCGGCGAAACUAUUAUUCCCAAAUUUUAACGCGAUCCACGGAGUUCGAUGACAUUGUGUACAAAGAGUGUAUACUAUUGUUUCGCUGGUUCCUUUUCUAUUGUCAUUUUUACAUUUUCUCGAAGCAUAAAUAUGGUAAAUGUUAUGUAACGAGCAGGCAGUGAAACUUGUAGAUUAAUUCCGUGGUUGUUUACGGUUUAACGGUAACGAUAUUAUAAGAAAAAGCUGUUUAUCGGUCAACGAGAACUACGUAAUUCACCGAGAGUCGAUGAUAGAGAUCCUUUUCUUUCUACUUUAGAUGCCUCGCGCGUCUAGUGUGUUUAAUGACAGUUGUAUCUGGUAACGGUACGUGUUUAUAUUAGUCGUGUCGAGGAAGAGAUCAACGAACUAAAUGGUGCGUCGUGAACGAGUCGAAGGGUAAACUCGAAAGGAAUUACAUCGCACAAGGUACACCUCGGAUAGGUUAAUCGAGAGAUUGUCAACGAUGAUUUACUCCGGUUGAGGACGGAUGAUUAGGUGAUUCAGCCUGGGGAAUCAACAAAAAAGUUACAAUCUCGUGCAUAUUCCAGAAGACUAAUCACAGACCUAUCGACCCACCUUCGCUCAGCAGGAAAUUGUUCUUCCUGAUAUUAACAAAAUUUCUACCUUCCACUCGGAAACGAAGAUCUUCCUCUUUGGCCUGGAUAUAAGGGAGCGGAAGGAGCGUAGAUGAGUUCUACUGUCUGCGUCCUCGGUGGAAGCGUUAGUGGGAUAUUAAGGCUGCUUUCGAUUCUUAAAUGGAAGGCUUACAGGGCGAGCUGAACGAUCUACAACACAAGAAGGAACCUCUACUUCUAUGCUGGCGAACUUAUCUGUUUCAGGUCAUGCAAGCGAAAACGGCCCACUUCAAUACCAAAUUUAAAGUUUCUACUUUCCGUUAAACCAGCAACGCUACUGACCAAAGGUACGACCUGGGGUUGUGUCGGGGUAGCUAGCAAAGAAGCAUCUGUCGGCGGUGGAGAACAAACUACGACGGGUAGAGAGAGAACGAAGGGGGUGGGGAGUGCGACAUACGGUAGGAGAAGAAGAAGAAGAGGAAGUCGAGAGAGUGUAGGCGCAGGCGCCGUAGGUGAUGUGAGGCUGGCGCCCGCCUCACGUUUGGGGUGAUGCCCUCCAGUGAGCCUCAUCCCCCCCAGUACCACCUUCAGCACCACAACAUUCCUCCCUCGCAUCUUCAACAACACACGUCGACCGCGAUCGGGCAACAUCAGCUCUACCAGCAGCUGGUGGCGGCCCAUCAACAGCAACAACAGCACCAGCAACAGCAGCAGCAGCAACAGAGACAGCAGCAACACGGCGGGCCCUUCCAAAAUUCCACGUACACGCAGCAAAAGCAGGAGAUGAGCCCGGAGGAGGAGGGGGGUCGAGGGGGCGGGUCCCCCCCGGCAGCAGGGGCUGCGUUACAUCAGCCCCAUCACCCCCGGACAGCCAGUCCACCCUCGGGCACAGAACCCUGCACCCGCGAUGCCAUACCGACGCCUACACCGAUCGCGGAUACUACAACAACCACCACCACAACCACUAUGACCAUGCAGUCGCAGGGCCAACAACAGCAACAGCAAGAACAACAAGGUCCAAGCCCUAGCCCGAGUCCAACGGGUGGUGAUGUGGAGAGGUUUGACGGGAAGAUCGUCUACAAUCCGGACGGUUCGGCGUAUAUUAUCGAGGGAGAGAGUGAACUCAGCGAGGAUGAUUCGUUACCUGACGGUUGCAUCGUAGAUGGGCGCGGUGUUUCGGUUCCUCAUUCGUUGGUAUUUCCCCAAAUCGCGAGCGCGUACUACGUUUCGAGACUGUACGCGCAUCAGGCGUAUCAGCAACAACAGCAGCAGCAACAACAACGUUCGGUGGCGCAGCAGCACAAUCCCGAUCUUCCUGUGAUGCACAGCUAUCGGGUGAUAAGUUACAGAAGCGCGGAGGGUAGCAAACAACCACCCCCUCCUCCGGCGGCACCACCACCUCCAGCAGCCUCGGUCCCCGUCAAACCUAUUCUAAUGUGUUUCAUAUGCAAGCUCAGUUUCGGCUACGCGAAGAGUUUCGUGGCACACGCUCAGGGUGAACAUCAGCUUACCUUGAUGGAAGACGAGCGACAGGUACUAUCCCAUUCAACCGCGUCAGCGAUCAUUCAAGCCGUGGGCAGAGGCAAGCAACCGUUGGUCAGCUUUCUCGAACCAGUGACGAGUUCCACUUGCCCGCAACCAUCGCCCGCGCAGAUGCAGAACCAACAACAGCAGCAGCGUACCGAGUCCACCGAUCACGAAACACCAACCACGACCAGUACGCCUGCCAGCACUCCCGGUGUACCGAGCAGUCCCCAGCAACAACAACAACAACAGCAACCUCAGAGGCCGUCACCUAGCACACCCACCACUCCCACUUCCCAUUCGAAUCAUCCUCUCGCGUACAAUCAUCAACAAACGCAGCAGCAUCAGUGGACCGGCGCCCAGGUGAGCGCCGCUUCCUGGGCCAAAGCACCUGACGCUUCCGGCAUACACUACACGUCACCACCACCACCUGCUUCGUCGACGAAAGGCUCACCAUCAUCGUACGCCGCGCUGACCCAGCAACCACCGAAUUUCCUCACAGGCACGACCAUCGGUGUUUGCCCCGAGCACAUGCAAGGAAGACCGAGCGGCGUCGAAUGUCCUAAAUGCGAACUGAUUCUAACCAGCAGCAGAUUGGCGGGUCCAGGCGGACCCCUGGCUGGAAUUCACAGUAGAAACUCGUGCAAAACGCUCAAGUGUCCGAAAUGCAAUUGGCACUACAAGUACCAAGAAACUUUGGAGAUCCACAUGAAGGAGAAGCAUCCCGAAAGUGAAACCUCCUGCAUCUACUGCAUCGCCGGACAACCGCACCCUAGGUUAGCACGUGGCGAGACUUACACUUGCGGUUAUAAGCCCUACAGAUGCGAAGUGUGCAACUAUUCUACCACGACCAAGGGCAAUCUCAGUAUUCACAUGCAGAGCGACAAACAUUUGAAUAACAUGCAGGAAUUGCAGCAGGGCGGCGGCGGUGGCUCGGCAGCGAACAAUCCAUCGUCAUCGCAGGACGCACCGAUGCCAACGAGAAGCCCGCACCACCAACAGAACCACAGUCCGCACAUCGCUGGUCAGGCCGGGAACCAAGGGAAACCGAAGCCAACAUUUCGCUGUGACGUCUGUAACUACGAAACGAAUGUCGCCCGGAACCUAAGGAUACACAUGACUAGCGAGAAACAUACGCACAAUAUGCUGGUCCUGCAACAGAACGUGAAGCACAUGCAGACCCUGUCCGUGCUCCAGUCCCACCACCAACAGACACAACAUCACCAUCAACAAGCGCAACAUCAACAGCAGAUCGAGCAGCUACUUCAUUUGGGUAGCCUGGAUAAGCCUCAGCACGCGGAGGCGGCUCUCGCGGACAUGGCUUACAAUCAGGCUUUGCUGAUCCAGAUGAUGACGGGUGGUCAAUUGCCACCGCAGCUUCCACCAGAAGUUAUAGGCAUGGCUAGUAUGGGAGCCAUGGGUAACCUCGGUGGUGACGUUGGUUUGUCACCAGACAGCAUGGAUCCACCGCCCGAACCGGCUGAUCCUGAUCCUUCUCAUCUGUAUCAUUGCUGCGUGUGCAACAAUUUCGCCACCGAUUCCUUGGAAGCUCUUGGCCACCAUUUAGCAGUGGACAGAACGAGGACACGAGAGGGAGAAAUCCUCGCGCUCGUAGCUGGCCACUUCGUUUGCAAACUUUGUUCCUACAAAACCAACCUGAAGGCUAACUUUCAAUUGCACUGCAAGACAGACAAGCAUCUCCAACGUUUGCAGCAUGUAAACCAUGUGAAAGAGGGCGGGCUUCGAAACGAGUGGAAGUUGAAGUACCUGGCCUCGCCCACGAGCGCCGCGCAAUUACGUUGUCACGCGUGCGACUAUUACACGAACAGCGCUCACAAAUUGGCCCUGCAUGCCGCGUCACCCAGGCACGAGGCUGCAGCCCUACUUCUUCGUCACCUGCUCGAGGCCAGUGCCAACUUACCAUCCCAAGCGAAGUUGUACCACUGCGCUUUGUGUGGCUUCAGCGCGAGACACAGAUUGCCUCUGUUGCAACAUGUUCGAUCACUCAGACAUCUUCAAAUGGAGCAGUUGCAUCAACUUCACAGACGAAGCGGUAUUCAAGGGAACGAGACACCGCACACUGAUAUCGGGGAUGUUUUCCAAGUUAUGAGCGACCCGGAUGCUCCACCUACGCAACAGCCCAGUCCCACGAUGCCAACCACACCGAAUGCUACCAGUGCCAACAAUGAACGACGAGAGGAAGGUAGCGACUGCGGUAGCGAGGUGAAGCAGGAGCCGGAUAACGAUCAGGAGCCGGAACAAGAGCCGGAGAACGAGCACGAGGAAGUCACCUGCCCGUAUUGCACUUAUCAGCCGACGUCGCGCGAAGAAUUGAGGCAACAUCUGCAAGUGGCUCAUGUCCAGGAUGCCGAGGACAAAGCGGAGGCCGUAAAGGAAGAGCCGCCGCCGGAAUUGUUGUGCCCGCUGUGCCAGGAUGGUUUCAAAGAGCGUUCCGCGCUCGAGAAGCACGUGAUGCAAAUACACUCGGUUAACGCGGACGGCUUACAACGACUGCUGUUACUGGUGGACCAGAGCCAUUGGCUGAACAACAAUCCGCGAAACACUUCGACUCCAGCCGUAACUAUGCCGACUUCGCCGACUACCACCACGAAACAGCCGCAAGAGGAGGAUUUGAGCGAACGUGGUGCCAACGAGGAGAUCGAGGAGCUCACCAGAUGCACCGUCUGCGGACGCGUGUGCCGCUCGUUGGAGGAACUACAGCAACAUCACAGGGAGACUCAUCCAGCCACCACACCCACGCUGGCCGUCAGUGAGAAACAUGUUUACAAGUAUCGAUGCGGACAGUGUAGUCUCGCGUUCAAGACUCUGGAAAAGCUGCAACAGCACUCGCAGUAUCACGCGAUCCGGGAUGCGACAAAAUGCGCCCUCUGUGGACGAUCGUUUCGCUCGGUCCAGGCUCUCCAAAGACACCUGGAGUCUGCUCACGCGGAUCUACAUGAAGACGAACUCGCGCAGUACAAGCAGAGCCUGCUGCACGCUCAUCCGUUGCUUCAAGCUCUCACGGAGGAGGCUCUUCGCAGACAGGGGAAUUUGGUUGGAGAACAGAACAUUGAAGAUGAUGCCAGCAAGGCGGAGGAGGAAGAGAGUGACGCGAGCGACUCGUCACCAUUUCACAAGGAGCAACGUCUUUUAGAAGAUUAUUUGAAUAGUCAAACAGUGGCCGAGGACUCGUAUCACGAUCCGGGGAGAAAGUUCAAGUGUCAUCGCUGUAAAGUCGCGUUUACCAGACAGAGUUACUUGACUGGGCACAACAAAACGCUGUUGCACCGCAAAGGGGAAAAGAUGUCCUAUCCCAUGGAGAAGUAUCUGGAUCCUAAUAGACCGUAUAAGUGCGAUGUUUGCAAGGAGAGUUUUACUCAGAAGAAUAUUCUGUUAGUUCAUUACAACAGCGUGAGCCAUCUACAUAAGUUGAAGAGAGCGAUGCAAGAGCAGGGUAACAACAACACGCUGAUCUCUGUGGUACCGCCUGCUAGUCCUACGGAAUCCCCCGAUUCUCAGCAAGACCAGGACAAGAAACCUUACAAAUGCAACAUUUGCAAGGUAGCUUAUUCUCAAGGCAGUACUUUGGACAUUCACAUGAGAAGCGUUCUGCACCAAACGAGGGCCAGUAAAUUGCCAGAUCUCGCUGCCAGCGGUCAGUUGGAUCUUGCACGUCCAUUGAUCGAACAGCCUCCGCCAAGCAGCCCAAAUAGUCCACCGGUUAACACCAGCACCUCUGGAAACAGCGGAACAAUGUUGUCAUGUCCUCGAUGCAGUGCUCUUUUUGUCAAUCAGGAGCAGCUUGCCACUCACCAACAGCUCUACUGCAUAUUUAGCAAUCCAUUGGCGUUGUUUCAACAACUAGCGGCAUCUCAACAGCUCGCAUCAUCCACACCAGCGAAAACUCCACCUCCUUCAUCUACAACACCUGGUCCACAACAACACAUGCAGCAGAGUACACAUUCUUCGCAAACAACCCAAGAUAUUUUGUCCCAGCCACGUCACAAGACGUCGCAAAUGUACAAGCAUCUUCUGGAAAGUUUCGGUUUCGAUCUGGUGAUGCAGUUCAACGAAAACCACCAAAGACGUCAGCGUAAAGAAGAAGAGGCUGCUGCGGCGCUCCAAGCUCAGCAAGAGCAACAGAAGCAGGAGCAACAGAAACAGGCACUAGCUGCUCAAGCUGCCCGCGAAAGAGAGGAAGAAGCUGAAGAACACACUGACGAUGACGUUAUACCAGAACUGACUAGAAGCACCUGUCAGCAUUGCAACAAGGAAUUUAGUAGCGUUUGGGUGUUGAAAGCUCAUUGCGAAGAAGUACACCGUGAUCUGGUGCCGCGCGAAUUCUUAGAGAAAUAUGCUCAGCAAUUUAAAUGUGAAUACGAGAAGAAGAGCGUUGUAGUGACUGUUGCAACGUCUUCGUCUACGUCGUCCGGACCUAGAAGCUCGACACCAGCUUCUAGCCAGCCGCAAGAUCUCUCCUCGGAUAAAGAACAACGUGAAAAAGAGAAAGAGGAGGUUAAUGAGAACAAAGAUCGUGUCAGUAAGACUCCAGAGGCUACUUCUACUACUCCAGCAACGACUCCAGCAUUAAGCAACACGCCAGUAUCGAGCACAGAUUCUACGACUCUAACUGUACUGCCGACCAAUCCUCAGCACCAUAUUCAACAACAACAACAGCAACAACAACAACAACAACAGCAGCAGCAGCAGCAGCAGCAACAACAACAACAGCAUGCACAGUUGACCCUUGCGCAACAGAUGACUGAAAUGCAAGCUGCUUUAAACGCAAUGGCUGCGUCUCAACUGCAGCAGCAUUUCCAACAGUAUCCUGGACUGGUGAUGGGUAUGAUGGGUUUACCGCUUGGAAUACCUGCUUUGGCCGCUAUGAAUUUACAACCGCCUUUGGUACCGAUGAUGCUACCACCACCGCCGUACGAUGGAACGGCUACCGGAUAUCCGCCCAUCAAUGCUCAAGCUGACCUCUUGACCAAGCAACAUCUCGCCCUGCAACAACAGCAAGUAGCAGCCGCAAACGCGGCUGCCUCGCAGAAACGAGCGCGAACGCGCAUAACCGACGAACAGCUAAAGAUAUUACGAGCACAUUUCGACAUCAACAAUUCUCCCGGCGAGGAGCAGAUUCUAGAUAUGGCGGCUCAAAGCGGGUUACCGCCGAAAGUGAUCAAACACUGGUUCAGGAACACGUUGUUCAAAGAGCGGCAACGUAACAAGGACAGCCCGUACAACUUCAACAAUCCGCCUAGCACUACUCUGAAUCUCGAAGAAUAUGAAAAAACUGGAGAGGCAAAAGUGACACCGCUGAACUCUAGCGUAUCUGGAAGCAGUUCCUCGGAUGACAAAAGUCCAAACAAACAAGCAACACCGCCACCGUCAACCACGAACGUGAAUACAUCUCAGGCCAGUGAAAUAAAACAAGAGAUUCAAGAACAGCCGCAGUGUCACGUGCAGCAACAAUCGCAGCAUCAAGAAGAACAGCAGCAUCAUUCCCCUGGAAGCUCCGGUGGACAGCAGUCGAGACCGCAUUCACCGGCGCUCAGCAUGAGCUCGGUCUUCUCUGGAAUUCAUCAAGAUGUGUCAUCGCACGCUUCAUCGACAACCAACGCACCGAGCACUCCUAUGCUCCCGCCAAAGUUGACACCACAAAACUUUACCAGCCCCAAUCCCGGAGCUGGCAGCGUCGUUCCAGGCGCCAUUGCGGCCAUGGCUCUAACGCCCCAGAGAUCCCUGAGCCCUGGCCGUGGACCAACCGACUACUCCUUCGGUGGAAACACCAAUGGCAACAACUCGUCGGGUGGCAGCUCCGGGAAACGAGCUAACAGGACAAGAUUCACCGACUACCAGAUCAAAGUACUUCAGGAGUUCUUCGAAAACAACGCGUACCCAAAGGACGACGAUCUGGAGUAUCUGAGCAAGCUGCUUGGACUGAGCCCGCGCGUGAUCGUGGUAUGGUUCCAGAACGCUAGACAGAAAGCACGAAAAGUGUACGAGAAUCAGCCAGCCGCUGAGCCAGUGACAACGGGCAGCCGCGAGGGCGACGACGGUUCAGGCCGCUUCCAGCGGACCCCAGGCUUGAAUUACCAAUGCAAGAAGUGUUUGCUGGUGUUUCAGAGAUACUACGAGCUCAUACGUCAUCAGAAGACGCACUGCUUCAAGGAGGAGGACGCGAAGAGGAGCGCCCAAGCGCAGGCGGCCGCGGCCCAAGUUGCCGCGGUUCUCAGUUCCGAAGAUAGCAACAGCAGUUCCACCACCACCACUGCUAACGCCGUCUCCAGCAACCCAACGAACACUCCCGCUCUCGCGGAACAGUUGCAGCAACCAUUGAACACCACUACGCCUCCCCACCAUCAACAGCAGACAACAAUGGGACAGUCGCAUCAACAGCCUCAGCAACAGUCGCAGCAGCAGCAGCAGCAGCAGCAGCAGCAACAACAACAACCUCAACAACCAUUGCAGCAACAACAGUCGCAGUCGCAAACCGAGUCGAAGGAAGGUAGCUUUCAAUGCGACAAGUGUAAUUUGAUGUUCGGACGAUUCGAACUGUGGCGCGAACAUCAGCUGGUACAUAUCAUGAACCCAUCCCUUUUCCCACCGGCUUAUCCACCUGACUCACCUUUCGGGAUUCUACAGCAACAAGCAAUGAAUGCAGGGGUAGUCAUGGAUAGUCCUCAUCCUUUAAUCGCUAUGAUGCAGGACAGAAAGAGAAAGUACGAUGAUUUCGACGAAGGAACAGGAGGUGACAGCCGGUCGAACUCCGAGCACAACGAGCAGCCGAAAGACAAGCGAUUGAGAACGACGAUACUGCCCGAGCAGCUGGAUUACUUGUACCAGAAGUACCAAGUCGAGUCGAAUCCAUCGAGAAAGAUGUUAGAAACCAUCGCUCGCGAGGUCGGUCUGAAAAAACGUGUUGUUCAAGUGUGGUUCCAAAAUACACGUGCUAGAGAACGGAAAGGCCAGUUCCGCGCGCACAGCCAGGUGAUCAACAAGCGUUGUCCGUUCUGUCCAGCGCUGUUCAAAGUGAAAUCGGCGUUAGAAUCCCAUCUCAGCAGCAAACACGCCGAUCAAGUCGCGCGCGGCGAAGUAAAUAUCGAUAAUAUCCCCGACGAAGAACUAUCGAUGGAGUCGGCUCCUUCGAAUCCGAGCACGCCGAAUAUGAUGCCUCCUCUGUUUCCACCUUUCAACACCGACAUGGAGGCAUCCUUGAAGAAGUAUUACGAGGAGUCGAUGAAACGAUAUAUCAGUGAGCUGCAGGCACACGCCAGCAACGGUAAACAAGAAAGCGCAAACCAUCAGGCAGGCGGUAACAGCGGUGAAUCUCCUUUGGAUCUGAGCAAACCGGUAGACCUGAGUCGCCCGAUGAAACUGAGUCUCGGUGGACUGAGUAAUCUUCUCGAAGAGCAACACGGCGCACAUUUUCGCGGUGGUAGCGAUUGCGGUCCAUUGACCGACCUUUCCGAAAGAAGUAUCUGCGACGACGACAGCAUGAGCGAGACUACGGAAUUCCUAGACGACGAGAGUGGACCGGCGAGUCCAGCCUCGAGCACACAGAGCUCCAGACAGGGACCCGCUUCGGCUGCGCCCGGAAGUACCGCGGGCCCGCCGGUUACCGGCACCGGCAGCGGAACAGGCCAGUCCAGCGGCAAGAGAUACCGCACUCAAAUGUCCGCUACCCAGGUGAAAGUGAUGAAGUCGCUGUUCUCGGACUACAAGACGCCUACGAUGGCCGAAUGCGAGAUGCUCGGGCGCGAGAUCGGACUGCCGAAGCGCGUGGUUCAGGUGUGGUUCCAGAACGCCCGCGCGAAAGAAAAGAAAGCUAGACUGGCGGCAGGUUUGCCAGCCGAAGGAUCGGCCGUCCAACCUCAUCGCGGUCCGACCGGGCCCGACGAAUGUAGGCUUUGCUCUGUUCGGUACUCGCCCAAGUCGCCGCUCCAGGAGCACGUAUUCUCACGGCGACACAUCGAAUCGGUGCGUGUCGCCGUCGAGGAAGGUAGCCUCGUGCCGCCAACACCCGGCGCACCGAUCGUUCCUGGUGGCAACAGUGGCGCAGCAGGAAUCGGUAGCUCGCCGGUGGUCGGGCCUGGUAACCAGCAAGCCGGCCAGCAGCAGCAAUCCGACGAAAACAUGAUGUACGGAUCCUUGUUCCUCCAUCCUACGGCGAUGUUCCAGCCACAGCAACAGCAACAUCCGGGCACCGCAGCGGCUAGCGCGGCUACCACCACGGCCGUAGCGGCUCCAGGUUUGAGCGGCAGCAUGCACAGCAGUGGGCUAAUGUCGUUGCACGUGGAAGGGGGCACCCAGGUCCAGGUGCCGCGCUCUUUGAUGCAAGCAUUCCUGCAGCAAGACCCGAACCAUCCAGGCCUGGAAACGGUGCGAUUGCCGACGCCUCCGUGCGGCUCCGAUGAGAACGGGCCGCCACAGCACUGUCGCGAAGUCGAGACGGAACUGUGCCUGGUCUGUCGCCGAUGCGGCCGAGCUUAUCCGCAAGAAUCGACGCUGCUCGCUCACCAACGCUCCUGCUAUCUCGGCAAUCAACAGCGUCGCGGUGCGUUGCGCCUCGUUCAAUCUCGUUACGCCUGUUCUCUGUGCGAUGGAAACACCCCGACGAGAACCUACACGACUGUCACCGAAUGGCGGCGUCACGCUGAAACGUUGCAGCAUCGAGCUCGCCUCGAAGCGAACCAAGAACGCCAACAACAGCAACAACAGUUUGGUAACAUCGGCGCGGAAUCUGUGGGACAGUGUGGCGAGGAAGUGCAUCCGCUCACGGACGAGAUGGAGGAUGUGGUGAAUCAAAUCACCCUGUUGGCUGCUCGCGCGGCCGCUGAGAGCACCACGGGCCAGCCGCAGGCUAACGAGAGGGCGAACCAGGACAACAAUAACGCUCCCGACGUCAAGAGGCAGAAACUGGUCCAAGAGGUUGCUGCUUUGGCUGGCGCGCGUUAAACGGAGCGUGUCACGUGCGAAAGAAGCGAAUAACAAAGACAGCGGAGAAGAAUCGUCAGGCAGAGGUGUUACGACGGGACGAGCCAUCGAACGUUCGCGAAUCGUCUGGUUCGCAGGCUGACGAUUUCUUCGGGAGGGGAAAAGGAAGAGGAGAACGAGGACGAAGGAAGAAAACGGAGCUGGGAGAGAGUGUUCGAUGGGUGCUCCUCUUCGACGGGGUACUCGAUAACGAAAGCAAACAACGUUCCUAACUGGCUAAAUAAAGGGGAGGGGGUUCCAACCUAGGCAGGAACUGUCGGUGAGGGGGGGAGGGGCUUUUUCUUCCGCUCCGGGCACCGGGGAAUCCCCGGCUCCAGAUACUCGCGCGUGGACGGUGGACCAAUCAACGAGGAUGCCGCGUAAUGGACCUCUCUCUUUAUUCUCGUUUUCAUUUCGGGCCGCGCACGGGCCACUGUCGCGCGCGCAAUCACCAAUUUAACUAAUAUUUUUGUUACAAUAUAUGUACACACAUAGCGUGCCACCAAAGCAGCGCGCUCACCAAAGUUCCUUCGAUAGAAAGAAUGAAGAAUGUUUCGGAGUUUUGACGGACACACGUAACGGGACGAGUGAAAACAGAGAAACGAACGACCAAAAGGAUUAUCGGUUUGUUGUUUGAUAAUUGAGAGAGACGUUUGCACGAGUCGAGAAACGAGCGAUUUUCUCGACGGAUCGUCGUUCUUUUCUUUUCUUUUUUGUGUCACUUUUCUUUUCUUUUCGCGAAGCGACAUCCGUGUCUCUAUCCGUGCGUUGACUGUGUACGCAUCGGUCGCUUCGUAAGUAGGAUUUUGGGGAUGGAAACGGCGGCGCGGAAACCGCGACGCGACGAAGAAGCACGCGGAGGAGAAUAAAUACGUGGGGGAGAGGAAAAGAAUGAGCGUCGACGACGCCGGGAAGACGCGUCGAGGUGGGCUGAUUUAAACGUUCCUAUGUAAAGUAAUAAUAAAGAUUUAAUGAAACAAAAGAAAAAAAAAGUUACUAAAACAAGCGGACAGACAUUAAGGACGCGGCGUAGUAGGAUAGAUGGCGCGGCGUUCGCGAAACUAAUAGCGUCGCGCUCGUUGCGAAUACAUACGUACAUAUUCAUCUCUAAGAAAUGAAAAAAAAAAAAAAUGAAUCUUCACUCUCUGUCUCUCUCUUUCUCUUUUUACGUGCGUGUGUAUGGGUGGUACUGCGUAAGUAGCGUGUGUCAAGGAGGAUGCGAGAAUCGGAUGAAGCGUUGUUCACACCGACGAUGACCACGAAAAAGGACGAAAGCCUUUCCUUUCAAAAGACACGAAACGGAAGGGAAUGGCGAGAAGAAAGGAAGAUCACCGCGUGUUCCUCUUUUCUUUUUUAAUCGGCAAAAGGUGAACGCGCGAAAGUACGUACAGAGGCCAGAGAGGUUCACGUGUCGGAGGACGAUCGGACGACCUUUUGAGGAAAUCGGUGGCUGGAAGGAUUUUUUCUUCGAAAAGAAAAAAAAAAAAGAAAAAAAAGAUGGAGAGAGAACCCACGCGCACACGUGCACACUCACACGCACUCACUCGUGACACGUAUACACGUGCAUACACGCAUACACAAGCCUAGUAAUAUCCAUUCUAUAGUUUCGAGAAACACCCACAGGGCACGGUAACCCCGCGGCUGGGAGGGGUUCUUUUUAAGUACGAUAAAACGCGUAAUGAACGUCGCUACCGGCGCGCGAAUUUUAAAACGUGAGUUCCGUUCAUUUUUCUCUGGCCGUGAGAGCAAAAUGCUCGUAAGGAGAAACGUCGAAUGGAAAGAGGAGUAAAGUUUCGUGGGAGAGAAACGAGAACGACGACGCGAAACGAAACGAAACGAAACGGGGAAGAAGCAAAAAGAAGAAAUGGGAAGGAAAACGCGAGAGGGCAAGUUGCCCCGGUGCCCGUCGCGAUACGGUUCGCGUUCACGAACAAGCAAAGACACAGCAACAUGGUUCCUAUAUUUAAUAAAUUAUAUUUAAUAACGCUAAAAAAAAAACCUAACGAUUAAUGAUUAAUAUUAAUGAUAAUAAUAAACAUAGUAAUAAUAAUGAUAGUAAUAAUGGUAAAUAGUUAUAGCUAACGAUAGCUGUAAUUGAUUAUCGCUAGUUAAUCGGUCGACGAUACGAUAGCAAAUCGGUCAGCCGCGCCGGAGACCGCGAUCGAGCGCAGUGCUGUUCAAGGCGUGAACAUUUUCGGUUCUUUCUCACUGGAAAGCCGGAAACGGUGGAUUGCGCGGCGCGUGUGAUGCUUUCGGGGUCGACCGAAGGAAAGCGCGAAGUUCACGUACGCGCAAACCGGGUCUCCGUGGUUACGAGAGAGAAAAAGAAAAGAGAAUUAAACGCAGUUGAAUCGGAUGAACACGGCAUAGCACUGGACACGAUGGAAGAAAAAGAGAGAAAAAAAAAUGAAAGAAAGAAAGACAUAAAUAAAAGUCACCUCUCGAUCGACGGACACGGGGUUUUUGUAAAGGUCUGCUCGGGAACGACAAGGAAUCCACUAUUAGCUCGUAAGUUAACGGUUAAUUACAAUUAAACUGUAGACUUUAAGGGGAAUAUGGGAGGAUAUGCAUCGGUAGACGACACACGAGACACACUCAUGCAUAGGUAUAUAUAUAUAUAUAUAAAAAAAAGGUAUAUAUAUAUAAAUAAAUGAAUAAAAUGGAUGAACAAAAAGUAUAUAUAUAUUUAUGUAGAAAAUUAUAUAAAUAUAUAUAUAUAUUAUAUAUAAAUAUAUGAUGUUGUAACGUACUAGAAUCCUCGCGGGUAAUAUCCGAAACGGCCACGUGUAUACGCGCGUACGUACGUCGUGUUUCUCGCGUUUUGUUUAAUUUUUUAAACACGCUUUCGCGCCGAAAUCGAAUACACACUGACACACACACUGACACAGACACACACACACUGGCACAGACACACACACACACUGACACACACACUGACACACACAUACACAUACACAUACAUGUACACAAAACAGGAAAAAAGUAAGCGAAUUAUCAAAAAGCCUGAAAACUAUCUGGGAAAAUAGUGAAUUGGGGAUAUCGCGAAUGUGGAAAGAAAGCGGGGGUUGUGCCACCGUAUGUGCAAGGGAGAAUGUGAAAAGAACCUGUUAAGGAUCGCGCUCCGAAUCUUAACCUCAAAAGCGAAAAAAAUUAAAAACCGAGGAGUUAAAACGAAGGUAAAGAGCGUACGACGAAGUAAGAAGAAAACGAAUAUAUAUAUAUAUAUACAUAUAUAUAUAUAUAUGUAGUAUAAAGAGGGUACUACCCGGCUACGUGGAAAGUAAAUUAGGAAGAAGAGAGAGGGGUUGAAGGGGAUGUUUAAGGGGAUGAAAGGCGGGCGCAAAACGCGUACUGGUCGUUAGACGUCGAACGAGACGCAAAGUAAUAACUAUUUGUAAGGUAACUAAGCAACUCGAGGUUCCUGUCUGCAAAAGAUGCUUUUUCUAAUGUAAACGUUGAUAACGACGAUUAUUAAUAUUAUAUUUGAUUAUUACCGACUAUUAUUAUUAUUAUGAUUAUUAUUAUGAUUAUUAUUAUUAUUAUUAUUAUUAUAGAUUUACUAUAUUAUAUUUAGAUAUAUGUGGCCAUGUAUUUAUUAUUAUCUAUGUAAAAAGUUAUAGCGUUGGGCUAAAACUGAAACGAAUGGACACACGGUAACACGCACACACGACACACAUACGACACCUGUUUAGCGACACUGUACACACACGUUUAUAUACACGUAUUUAUACACGCAAAGAGAGACACGUGUAAUUAUUGAGAAAAAAGAAAAUUCACACGUACAUAUAAACACAUAUACGUAUACACAUAUGAAAAUCGAAAUUCCCAAUUGAUCGCGUUGCUCCGCGACGAUUCCCUUUUUAGUUAAAUCGUAACACGGAGCAUCCAAAACGAAUGGAGAAAAGGAAAGAGAAAUGUUCGUAACCGAUACCUCGCAAAAUAGGACAAUUGUUACUAUCCGGUGAUCACGGGCUAAUUAAAGAUCUGCGUAGAUGUUAAUCUGUAGAUUACGAAGUAGCGAGCCCCCUCUUAUUUGAAAUCGUGGCUUUCACCACGUUUCGUCGAUCUCGAACGCUCUCAUCAAGCCUGUAUAUUGCAAACGACCUAACCGAACGACUAUACAUACACACGAUAUAUCACUAAUCUUAGCAGACGAGACGCGAGACCUUGGAAAAAGGGCGAAACGCGUCCCCUUUUAUCGCGCGUACAUUCUAACGAAAGAGAAUAAGAAAGCGAAAGAGGAUGAAAGCAGAAACGAGGAAAAGAGGAAAAAUAACGGUAUGCACUUUGGCGCACAAAAGAAUCAACAUCGUGUUCCUUUUAAUUGUAUACAUACACAUAUGUAUAGACGCGUAUACAUGUAUACACGGAAUAUUUAAUUUUUCUAAUCGAUUCGCGGCUAAUAGACACGCAGGAGAUUUGCACGAGACGAAUCGACGAACGCGCAACUUGUUUCGAAAAAAAAAAGAAAAAAAAACAUGUACAUCGAACAUAUAUUCACACUGUCUACACGUACGCAUAUAUAAUACACACACAUAUGAACAUGUAGACGUAAUACACACGAAACAUGCGUAUAUACGUGGACACCACACAUCGAGAAUUGAAGCGAAUCGAAAACAUCGAGAAUGGUCUCGAAUCGAUAUAACGUAUAUCGCAUAUACGCGCGUGAAUUCUCAAAACGCGGCAACGUACGUGCGCGUGUACGCAAAACUGGGUUUUGGCGUUUUGAGUUUCGAGUACGGGAGAUUGCGUGAUAGAGUAACCGAACCUCGCUACUAGCUGUUCCUAAAAUCAACAAUGAUGAAUGAGUGAUAAGCGUGCGCGGAUUAAUUUAAGGAGUGAACUAUAAGAGAUGCAAUUGAGUAUGCGGAAACUAUUAUUACGUUGCGAGAAAUUUUCACCGCCCCAUCGCCGCCCGUCACCUUCCGGUUUCUCUCGUCGAUCGUGCGACAUUUCCUCGCGAGAUCACGCGACCCAAGAACGUUCGACGACGAUAUGUCCUUUCGAUUCCACGAUCGAUUUUUCUAUCCACGGCCUGCUAUAAUCGUCGACGAAGCUCGUACGAAUAGAUGCGGCUGCAAAACCGAAGCCAUUGCUUAUAAGAAAAGAGAAAAAAGAGGAAAAAAGAAGAUAUAAGGCGAUCAGUGAAAGAGAAACUAUUCGGAUGAUCAGUUACACGUAUUUACAGGGUCACACGGUCGAUUUUUAAGAAGAUUGAUCGUGGAAUGGGAACGACGUUAAGAUCGAUUCGUUAAAAAAAAAAAGGAAAAAAAAUAGGAAAGACGAAAAUCGAAACGUUGUUGAUCGAAAGAAUCGCGGUUUCCUUUUUCUUCUUUAUCGGAGAGCACAGAAAAUGGACACAACAACGCAAGUGGCAAAACGAUACGUCGUGUAAGAUUCGACGAGAAAAAGAGCGGCCGGCGGCGAGGAAGUUUUUCAGUUUUCUAUAACUGUCGUUGAGUUUGUAUGAAAUAUGUUGAAUACGACUAUACUUACUGGUAUAACCCUAUUGGUUAUUUCUAUUGCUAUUGCGAUUAUUAUCUAUUAUUAUUAUUAUUAUUAUUAUUAUUAUUAUUAUUAUUAUUAUUAUUAUUAUUAUUAUUAUUAUUAUUAUUAUUAUUAAUGCAAUGAUUGAAAGGGCGUUUAUUAUUAUUAUUAUUAUAAUUAUUAUUGCAUUAUGAAUAUUAUUAUUAAUAUUGUCACUAUUAUCGUGGUUCACAUUUAUCGCCGAUUGAAUAUUUUGUGAAUUUGUUCCGAGCUACAUUUUCAUUGACUAUUAAUUAAUAACGGAUACUAAUUGAUAACGAUAGCGAUUAAUUCUUGUGAGAGAUUGCCAUGUGUAUAUCUUAUAUGUACUCACUUACGGGGCCCGUGGCCCUCCGAUGGGGCCGGAAGAGGCCGUGCAACCAGCGUGGCCGCGCGGUCAACCCCGUAAACGCCGGCUCAAGGACCCCGACGAUGUUGGCGCCGCGCGCGAUCCGUUCCUCUGCGUGCGAGAGCAAUUUUUUUUCAAGAGCGAUCGUGGUCUGUGUCUGUCGCAAGGUACUCGAUCGCCAUACUUAUAAAAAAAAAAAAAAUAACGUUUCUCUCCUCGCGCCUCGCGCCUCGCCCCUUUUUUUGUAAAACUCGCGGAGACGCGGGGAGACCCACUUGACGAGAAACGGUAAAAAGAAAAAAAAAAGGAAACGAUACCGACGGCUUCGAUCGAAUACAAACCAGGAUAAACGAGAAAAAUACGACAAGAGAGCAAGCAAAAAAAAAAAGGUGGAGGUAAAGGAGAGAAAAACGAUAACCGGAGAGAGAAAAAUGUGGAAGGGCGCGCGAGCAUGCAAACAGACAUGCGUUUCUCGUACUUGCUGACGAAGAUGCGCAAGGGAGACGUACCGGGUGUCGUUGUUCUUUAAUCAUUUGGCAAUCGUUCGCGACUUUCGAACGAAGUUUUCAAGCAAGGAUUUAUUUUUCUUCGUUGUAGAGUUCGCAUUCCUUCUGUGAUGCCUGUCACGUUCGAUCGCGCGACAAUUUUCAUGUUCCUACCAAAUCGACCUCGCCCGAUAUCUUUCGCGUCGCGUAUCAGUGACCAUCACCCUUCGUUAAUCUCCGAUUAAUCGUCGAUCGAUUAACUUGAAAUAGAAAAACCGCGUAAACUCGGGAAUCACGAUGGAACGAUAAGAAACGGAGGCAAAACGCGGCCGAGAGAGAUAGAGACAUCGCGUACGUUCUUUCUUGUUCAUCUCGUCCACCCACGCUCGCCCUUGUGUACAAAUAUAUAUUUAUGGUGCCAUAUGUGUUAUGCGCGCGCGAACAAGAUCCCGUGUUCGCGCACGCAUCUAGAUUUUAUAAUAGAGAAAAGAAAAUGAUGAAAAAAAAAAAGAGAGAGAAUAAAAGGAAUAAGAGUUGAGCGAGCGAGAGAGAAAAUGCGACAUGCAAGCGCGAAAACGUAUCGACAUACGAGCACACAUAUACAUACACGAGCACAUGACAAUUCAUACUUACAUGUAUACACGCGUUACAUGUACACAUACACGUACACAUACAUACACGCACGCGUGCACACACACACACACGUACAUACAUGCAUACACAUAUUAUAUACAUACAUGAAUACAUACAUACAUACAUACAUACGUACAUACAUACAUACGUGCAUACAUACACACACACGUGCCAUGCAAGAUGGCUGUACCUGUAUACGUAUAUAAAUAUACGCGAGCAUACAGUGAUGCACAUAUUUACGUGCGCUAUUCCUAUAAAGAGUAAUUGAAGGGAGAGAACAAAAAGAAAAAAAAAAUAGGAAUUUAAGAGUGAGGCGAGGGAGAUCUGCGAUCUGGCACCAACAUCGUACGGCAAAAUGGGUGCGGUGCAAUCAUGUUCCUAUUAGGUUUCAUAUCUAAGCGAGUAAUUAAUUAUACCACUAAAUAUAAAUGAUGAAGAAGGAUAUAAUGAUAUUAUAUAUAUAUUAUUGG